AGAGAGAGGUCCACAUAAUAGAUGCUAUUGCUAACUCGUCAACAAAAUUAAAAGAAAAAAGAUCUAAUGGGAGUCUUCAACUUUGUUUUGACAACGGAUUCAAAACUCAAUUCGGUAAUUCAUAAGUAGGAACUAGGAAGAAAAGGUUCUUCUGCAGUAAAAAAUAAAUAAUAAUAAUUCACGACUACAGAAAAGAAAAAGAUGCUCACAAUUUGCAUAAGAUUUCUUGUGGAAGACCACGACCCCACAAACCAAGCCGUUUGUUGAUACAGUCAGCAAUUUAAUCACGGAAAGCAUCUUAGCUUGGUCCGCAAGGUUCGUGCCAAAUAUUCAACACUUACUUUCAUGCAUUGCUAAUCACAUAUUGAGGUAACAUCAAGUGCACAAAACAAGCAUAGCUCAAUUACAUAUAAAUCAUCUUAUUUUAGCGAGAGAGAAAUAAAACAAGUAAACAAACAUGCAGCAGCCAAUAGAGAAUUCGGUUGGGAAGGGGUUAAUGAAAGUUGAAGAAGAGAGUGAAGAAUACGAAUCCAUUAAGAAUGUUUUCUUGAAGGGUAUGGGGUUUGUGGGACAUGCCACAGAUGCCAUGGCCAUUUACAAGAACAUGCUUUCCUUUAGUGUGGCAAGGCAAGCUCGUUGGGUUUCGUUUAAAAUUUUCUCUAAGGCGGUGGCAAUUAAAUCUGGAGGGGAUGCUAAUAUUGGAUAUGCUUGGUAUGGUAGUUCGUUGGAUGAUCUCUUAGAGAUUGUAUCUGGUGGAUUCCAUGGAUGCAAAAAACAUGAUGAUAAUGAUGAUGAUGAGUGUCAUGGUAUUGGGAUUCCCUUAUUUGCUGCCAAUUUUUCCCUUGAUAGUGCUAUGUGUACGGUGGCAGAUGAGCAUGGUUUUAGGCAUGUGCUACUAUGCAAGGUGAUACUAGGGAAGGUGGAAGCUGUUCAUGCUGGCUCAAAGCAGAGCCAACCUAGUUCUAAGCAAUAUGACACUGGGGUGGAUGAUAUAUCAGCACCUAGAAGACAUACUAUAUGGACUGCUUAUCUGAAUACACACAUUCAUCCAAAUUAUAUUAUAUGUUUCAAGUAUAAUAAUUAUAUUAAGGAUCCAGAGAUGCAUGGGGCACUAAAACCUCAAUCACCAUAUGUGUCAUUUCCCAAUUUAUUGGCAAGAGUUUCAAACCAUUUGAAACCAGCACAAAUGUCUAUGUUACUCAAAGACUACCGGAUUUACAAAGAACAAAAGAUUUCACGAGAACAAUGGGUAAACAAAGUGAGAUUGAUUGUAGGAGACGAACUGCUGCGUUUGGUGGUCACAACCCAGUGACAAUGUGAUAGGACUACAUAAGAUGGAAUUAAAUAUGUAUUUUAUAUAUUAUAGUUUUUGUUAUUUUACUUUUGUUAAAAUAAUAUAUGAUGAUGACACUGAAAUAAUUAUUAUUCAUUGAUUGACAUUACUUAAGUCUA
Messenger RNA from Glycine soja, 1452 nucleotides. Its product is annotated as probable inactive poly [ADP-ribose] polymerase SRO2. Gene Ontology annotation, molecular function: NAD+ poly-ADP-ribosyltransferase activity. The record is from RefSeq and is a predicted model, not a curated record. NCBI's taxonomy places the organism in Eukaryota, Viridiplantae, Streptophyta, Magnoliopsida, Fabales, Fabaceae. The transcript is spliced from 4 exons. Bases 458 to 1312 code for a protein of 284 amino acids.